AUGUUUAAAUCCAAUAAACAUAAAUACGAUAAGGAAAGAAUAUUUGCAAUUGAUGUAACAGGAAAUGCAGAGAAUGAAGUGUUUCCAACAAAUUUUAUUAAGACAUCUAAAUAUAAUAUUGUAACAUUCUUACCACUUUCUUUGUUGGGUUAAUUUAGGAGAUAUGCAAAUAUUUAUUUUUUGUUUAUUGCCAUAAUUCAAAGUUUUCCAAUUAUAUCACCCUUAAAUCCAAUAUCAGCAAUAGCUCCACUAGUAUUUGUAUUAGGAUUAUCAAUGAUAAGAGAAGGUAAAUUAUCAAUUUGAUAAAAAAGCAAUGGAAGAUAUUAGUCGACAUAAAUCUGAUAACGAAGUAAAUGCUAUGGAUUGUACAAAAAUAGUGAAUAAUAGAAAAGUUAAAACAACUUGGGCAGAUCUAAAAGUUGGUGAUUUAUUAUUUAUCUCUGAAAAUGAGAUGUUUCCAGCAGAUAUUAUAGUCUUAAGCAGCCAUUUUGAAAGUGGGGCUUGUUACAUUGAAACAUCAUCAUUAGAUGGCGAAAAGAAUCUUAAACCAAAAUCUGCAAUAAAAGAGACUUAAACCUUAUUUCAGUAUAGAGAGAAGGAAUAGAAGAUUUAAAUGAGUUUGAACAAAAGUGAAUAACUGAAAGCUCAAGGUAAUCCUCCAACAUCUGUACUAGGGGAUUUUGAAGGUUCAAUUCAUUUUCCAAAUGGAUCAAAAAAGUAUAGAGUAAAUAAUUAUCAAGAGUUUUGAAUGGAAAGUAAUUAUUAUUGAGAGGGGCAUUUUUAAGAAACACAAAAUUUAUAAUAGGGGUUAUAGUUUAUACAGGAGAAGAUACUAAAAUAAUGAGGAAUGCAGAACCCUCUAGAAUAAAAUAAAGUAGUAUUGAGAAUACAAUGAAUAAAUUAAUAUUGGGAAUAUUAGGUGUAUAAAUAAUAGCAUGUGCUUUAUCAGCUAUUUUGUGUUCAUGGUGGUUACAUAAAUCAUUCAGCUAACAUAUUUAUAUAAUUCUUGAAGAAAAAAAUUAUACUUUGUUAUCAUCAAUCGCCUUUUUUUCAUUCUUUUUACUUUACAAUACUAUGAUUCCAAUUUCUUUAGUAGUUUCAAUGGAAUUUGUUAAAGUUUUCUAAUGUUAUUUCAUAAAUAAAGAUUAAGAUAUGUACUCUUAAAAAAGAGAUAAAUUUGCAAGAGCUUAAACAUCUACAAUAAAUGAAGAAUUAGGUUAAGUUGAAUAUGUUUUCUCUGAUAAGACAGGAACACUGACAUGUAAUUAAAUGGAAUUUAAAUAUUGUAUAAUUGGAGACAUAUUGUAUGGGAAAAGUGAUAAAAAUAACAAUGUAACAACAGCAAAUUCAAAUAAUAAUGUACAACAUGAUCCUUCAUAAUUUAAACAUUCAAUUUUUAAUUUUUAGGAUCAUAUAUUAACAGGAAUAAUUGAAGGUAAUGCAGAUUGUUAAAGAUAAGCAGAUUAAUAGAGAUAAUUAAUUAUAUAAUCAAAUGAUAAAAAUGUAAGUCUAGAAAUUAGAACCUAAAAGUAGUUAAUUGAUGAAUACUUAAUGUUACUUAGUAGUGCUCAUGAAUGCAUUGCAUAGAAAGACAAAAACUCUUAAAUUACAUAUUAAGGACCUUCUCCAGAUGAAAUCACAUUAGUUGAUGCGGCAAUGAAUUUAGGUUUUAGAUUUGAAGGAUAAUCUGCAAAUGAAUAGGAUGUAAGAUAUAAAUUAAAUAUAGUUUACAAUCUUAGGAAAAUAAAAAAAAGUUGAACUUUUACAAUAAUUUGAAUUUGAUUCUAAUAGAAAAAGAAUGAGUGUUAUUAUCAGAGAUAAUGGAAUUUAUAAAUUGUAUAUAAAAGGAGCAGAUAGCAUAAUUAAAGCUAGAUUAAGGCCAGAUUAACCAUUCUUAGGAUUUAUUUAAAAUAAAUUGUAAGAGUUUAGUACUAUUGGAUUGAGAACUUUGUUGAUGGCAAUGAAAAUAUUAUCAGAAUAAGAAUAUUUAGAAUUUGAGAGAUAAAAGGAAGCUUUGGCUUCAUCAGAUAAAAGAGAAUAAGAAAAAGAAGAGUUAGCAAAUAACUUAGAAAAAGAUUUAUAUUUAUUAGGAGCAACAGCAGUGGAAGAUAAGUUACAGGAGGAGGUUCCUGAAACAAUUGCAGAUCUAUUAAAAGCAAAUAUCAAAGUUUGGAUGCUUACAGGAGAUAAAUUAGAGACUGCUGAAAAUAUUGCUAAAAGUUGUAAGUUAAUAUAGAGUGAUUUUAUAAUAAUGAAAUAUUCGGAAACAGAUCUUAAUAAAUUAAGAGUUUAAUUAUCAGAAAAUAAAUUAACAUAUUAAGGUUGUAUAAAAGAGAAGAAAAAGAAAUCAAUAUUGGUUGAAGGUGAAUCCUUACUUAUUUUGACUGGCAAUUAAUAAUUAAAGAGAGAAUUUACAAAAAUGGCUAUGGGUUGUGAUAGUGUUGUAUGUUGUAGAGUAACUCCUAAACAAAAAGCAGAAGUAGUUCAUUUAGUUAAAGACUUAAACAAAAUUACAUUAGCUAUAGGAGAUGGUGCUAAUGAUGUAAAUAUGAUAUAAGAAGCACAUAUUGGGAUAGGUUUAUAUGGUAAUGAAGGUAUGAGAGCUGUUUAAAGUAGUGAUUAUGCUUUAGGAGAAUUCAGAUUUUUAUGGAAACUUUUAUUAAUUCAUGGUAAUUGGUCAUAUAUUAGAAUUUCAGAAAUGAUUCUCUACUUUUUCUAUAAGAAUAUGAUAUUCACUAUACCUUAAUUUUUAUAUUCUUUUUACAGUGCUUACAGUGCUUAAACUUAUUUUGAUGAUUGGUAUAUCACAUUUUAUAAUCUCUUUUUUACUUCACUUCCAUUAAUUGCAAGAGCAACCUUAGAUAGAAGUGUCUAUUAUAAAAUUAAUAUAAGAAAUGAAGAAUACUCAGAUAUCUAUAAAAAAUCGACUUUAUAUCUCAAAGGCAAAUUUCCAUAUCUUUAUUAAGUUGGUUAAAAAUAAACAAUUUUUACUUUAUCAAAUUUCAUAUUUUGGUGGGGUUAAGGAUUUGUACAUGGCUUAUUAGUUUUUUUUAUUACUUAUGCGUGUUUUGACACAGAAUUAGUUAAUAUCAAUGGAUAAAAUGCUGGUUUUGCUACCCUUUCCAUCACAGCUUACACUGCUAUUAUAUUUGUAUCUUAUUUUAUUUUAUUUAUUAGAUUGUUGAUUUUAAAAUUGCAAUCUACACUAAAUUUUGGACUUGUAUUAAUGUAGUUACCCUUCUCUUUUUAUCUAUUGGAAUUUAUAUUGCUUACUUCUUUAUCUCCAACUUUUUUAGAGGUACUUAUUCAGAAUUUACUCCUAUUUACUUAAUUCAAUCUCCAAAUUUUUAUCUAAUUAUUGCAUUACUAAAUUCUGUAGUAUUUAUAUUUGAUUUGGUUAUUAAUGCUAUUUUACAUGAAUUUUAUUCGACUGAAACUGAUAAAAUUAUUAAGUGGAGAAGAGAAUUCAAACAAAUAGCAAGAGAAGGAAAUGUUUUGUAAAAAAUUGAAAUGCUACAAUAAGGCAAAAGAGAGAAUGGAUAAAGAGACUGGGGAGACACAUUUUAUGAAUAAAUCUUAGAAGAAAGAUUAAAAUCAGAAAGAGAUUAACAUAUUUUCGAUGAACAAUAAGCUAUUUUAGAUUCUAAAGCUUAACAUUAUGCAACCUCCCCGGUAAAUCUUGAUAAUAGUGAAUAAAGCAAUAGAUAAUUUCAUUAAAGAACUGAAUUACAAUAAAUUCCUCAUCCGCUAUAAAAUAAUAAUUCUAAAGUUAUUAAUUAUCAAAUGUCCAAGCAAUAGUAAUAAAAUUUUAAGAAUGUUAAUGAAGAUAGUAAUAUAAACCAUCCAUAGCAAAAAAGAAUUUAUGUAAGAUGA
This is a messenger RNA of Paramecium sonneborni, 3873 nucleotides long. The record is from the annotation of a GenBank genome assembly. Lineage: Eukaryota; Ciliophora; Oligohymenophorea; Peniculida; Parameciidae.